UGAGCUUCCAUCCCUCCACCUUCUCUUGAAACAAACAAAGUAAAAGUCCAGAACUCCCAAAUCUAUUAAAAUAGUUUAGCAUAAACCCUAAAAAGCGUAGAUUUAAAUCUGCUGUCUUUUCUGAUUUGAGUUCCAGUUUCAUUGCACAGCUUCUGCAACUCAAAUCAACAAUCUCGCUUGCAAGGUAAUGUCUAAUUCCGUGACGAAGAAAGUUAGUGAUGAUGUACACAGAGACAUGCUCAGCGAUUUACCCGAUUCCGUUAUCCUUCACAUACUCUCUUUUUUGAUGACCAAACACGCCAUUAGAACAUGCAUUUUAUCUUCAAGAUGGAAGCAUCUCUGGAAAUGUCUUCCUUCUCUUAUACUUCGUAGAUCAGAUUUUGCAUGUAAAGAAAUUUUCAUGGAAUUCAUGUAUAAGGUUUUAUCUCUUCGCGAUUCCUCUGUGUCUUUGCACACUCUCGACUUUGAGGGUAUAUCUCAUCUCUUGGAGCCUCACAUACUUGAAUGGAUUGUGAAUUAUGCUAUUUCACACAAUGUUCAACGCUUACAAUUUAAUGUAACUAGUAUCGUUGAACAAUUUCCUCUUACCUUAUUAUCAUCGCAGACUUUAACACAUCUUAACCUUACUUUAACACAUCUUUACUAUUCAGUUUGUUAUGAUUGUGGAAGCCUGUUUCCAAAAUCUCUCAAUUUGCCAGCAUUAUCUACCUUGGAACUAGGCAAUUUUACAUUUUCUAAAGGCUCUGAACCAUUUUCAACCUUUAGUAAGUUGAAAAAUUUGCUCAUUUCUGAUUGCCACGUGGAAGGUGCAGGAACCCUCUUCAUAUCAAGCGCAACCCUCGUCAAUUUUACGAUGCACGCUGAGUCAGACGAAGACAACCAAUAUAAAAUUGAUCUUUGCACUCCAAGUCUUUGUACAUUUGCUUUUCGUGGUAUUCCUUAUCAGGAGAUCUCUUGGAGCAAUAUUUCUUCACUUAAACAUGUAGAUAUUGACGCACAACUAUUUCCAUAUACUUGUUCUGGACCUCCUUUGUUUCUGUUCAAUUGGCUCUCUGAGUUUGGUAAUAUAAAAUCAUUGACAGUCACCACAAAUACUCUCCAGUCUCUCACCUUAGUUCCUGAUCUGUUGGAGUUUAAGAUUCCUUUCAUGGGUAAAUUGAAGUUUUUGAAAGUGAAAAUUGAGGAAAUUGAAUAUGAUCUUCACAUGAUGUUGUGCGAUGACAAGUUACAGAACGUUAAGUCAGAGGAAGAAGCUGCCAGGAUACAGAAAGCAUUUGAUUCAGGAUUGGAACCGUCUCCGCUCGUACCUGAUGGAAUUGUGGACUUCUUGCUUCAAAAUUCACCCUCAGCUGAAGUUGACUUGGUUGAUUGCAGAGAAAACCCUUUUAGACAGAGAUUAUAAUUGGUUUGUUUUAAUUUUUCAUUCCUUCUAUGUAUAUGUUUAUUAAUAUAUCUUUGGUUAUAACUAGUUACUAUUAGUGGAUAAGCAUUAGCUCAGCUGAUUUGUAUGCAUUUUAAGUCACAUAUAUGACCAUUUUGAUUUAUUAUCUAGCAGUCAGCUUUAUUGUCAUGAUCAUACAUGUAUCCUGACUCUGGCAUUCACAACUGGCUCCACUGUGUUUGGUUCUCACUCAGUGUUCAUGUUGACUGUGCUCCCACUUGAACUUGUGAAACUUUAUUGUUAUAUUUGGUAAUGCAAAUGCAUGAGUCGUGGAGUUAACGCAAGUCUCUAUGAGGCUCAUUUGACAUAUUUUUGCUUCAUACCUUAUUUGACCUGCAGGUACCUGCCAGGUUGUUAUAAUCUUUCAGACAAAGUAUGUCCUUAUUGGAAAACUCCUUAUAGAAGAUAUUAAGCGAUCCAUUAUAUCAAGGGCUAUAGACAUUGGUCCCUUUGUCGGAAAUUACUCAUGUCGCUCUAGAAGCAAUGAUACAAGAUAAUUAAGAAAGUUGGGUAAUGAGUUGUGUUAUUAACGAUUGGAGAGUUCGAAGAAGCUCUGCAAUAUCCAUACUAGUUUACUGCCAAUUUUUUUUAUGUAUGUUUAUGUUAUAUAACGAUCUUUCCCGAGUUUGUUGGCUGUUCAUUGAGAUCAAAGCCUCGUUAAUUUGAUCAUACAAAGGAUUAACGCUAAUUUGAUCAUUUGGUUUGCAGGCUAUUUUGAAUAUAUGUUUGGUGAUGCGGUAGUUUCACA
This is a messenger RNA of Vicia villosa (hairy vetch), 2189 nucleotides long. Its product is annotated as putative F-box/FBD/LRR-repeat protein At5g44950. The coding region runs from base 188 to 1402 and encodes 404 amino acids. NCBI's taxonomy places the organism in Eukaryota, Viridiplantae, Streptophyta, Magnoliopsida, Fabales, Fabaceae. Gene Ontology annotation, molecular function: protein binding. The transcript is spliced from 3 exons. The record is from RefSeq and is a predicted model, not a curated record.